This is a messenger RNA of Haemonchus placei, 2769 nucleotides long. NCBI's taxonomy places the organism in Eukaryota, Metazoa, Nematoda, Chromadorea, Rhabditida, Trichostrongylidae. The record is from the annotation of a GenBank genome assembly.
AUGGUGUUGGAUGGCCGGUGGUGUUCGAAAAUGCCUCGGAAAGAUACAAGUCCGGAUGACGACUCGAGUAACGAAUCAACAUCGGCUGAUCCGCUCGACUUUGCUACGCUGUUGACGGCUUUUAUCAGCAAUGGCAAUAAUUCAUUGUUGAAUGGAAAUGGUGUCGAUGGUGAAAAGAAGAGACCUAGGAAACGAAAUACAUCGUCAAGUGAUGGUGUCGUAGCUAAACGUAGAAACGGAGGGCAGACGAAUAAUCAUGCUGAGAUCAAAGAUGAGCUGAAUAUGUUCGAUCCGUUGAUGUUUUUCGAUAACGUCGAAGAUGUAGGAAAUGUUAGCGGUUUAGUCGAUAGUAAAGCCAAGAAUAAAGUCACUUGCGUGGUAUGUAAAAUAGAAGUAUGUAAUACUGCUCGGCAACGGCAUGUUUUCAUGGUGCACGUAAAGAAGGAGGAUAUGUACCAAUGUCCCGAAUGUGAUUACUUGAAUUCAAACUCUGUUUGGGAAGCAAAGAAGCAUUGCACCAGUCAACAUGGCCGAGGUGUCGAACCGAUCAGUAAUGAGGAAAAGCACAAAACCCUUAUACUGAUGUGGAAUAAACGAUGCUUCCCUGAUUGGAAGCAGAAACGACCGCAGUGGUGGUCAUCUGAUGAGAAUUCAACGACCCAUUACAACAAUUCACAAUCGACCAAGGAAAACAAGGACACUAAAAUGAUGGACAACGAUGAAGUGACGGCGAUGAUCAGGGAAGCUAUACUAUGUCGAGAACCUGGUGAUUCAAUAAUUCGGGAUGAGGAUAGAGACGAUUCUGAACCGAGGACACCGGCACCAGAUGGCCUUCAUGUGGACGACCGAACAUGUCAUCUGUGUUGGGAAGAGAGCAGGUAUCCUGGGCGGCACAUAGCUCAGAAACAUCUCAAGAAACCGUUAUACGAAUGUCCUAUAUGUGAAGGUUUCGGCAGCUAUGAAGGAUGUACGGUAAUGAAACACAUUCACAAAGUGCAUCCUGAAUGCCCUGACGCGCAACCGCUUAGCAAUCUAGAACGGUAUGCUGACGAAAUACGGGAUCUGCAGAACCGAUGUUUCCCUAAUCGUCCAAUGAAGCUCGUCCGGCCGAAAGAGAGCACUCGUCCGAGGGAACGGCAUCAUUGUAAAAUAUGUGGUACACAGGUAGCGCAAUCUGACCGUCAGCGACAUGUGUAUCAUAGGCAUCUACAGCGUACACGAAUUUUUGAAUGUCCGCUGUGUAAUUUUGCGUCAAACUACGAUGUUCACAGGGUUAAAUGGCAUAUCAAGUGGAUGCAUAAGGAUGACAAAGAACUGGAGCCCAUUUCUCACGAAAAUGAGUACAGGAAAGAAAUUGAUCAUCUUAACGAAGAAUGUUUCCCUGGAUGGCAGCAUCGUCGGAAACCGUUCUGGUGGUUAGAAAAUGAUGACAAAAAGUCCGAGGUAAGAGGUUACUCGAUGUUUAGAAAUGAAAGCUGCUUAUUUGCUGUGAAAGCAAAGAGUAAUGUGUAUCCUAUGAAACAUGACGACUUGGAGAUAGAUGUUGAUAGUAUCGAAAAUACGUCGGAUUGCGCAAAAGCGAGCACCCCGAGUUCAACUGGGAAUGAAGAGGAUGACUCAGUCUACGAUGAUUCUUUGGAUAAUCAAAACAAGGAUCACGUUGGCCAACCAAUGAAGCGUGUCAGCGAGUGGACUUGUCGGAUGUGCCUGAAAGAAUUCAAACCGACCUCGAAUUUCCUCCGGCAUGUCGCGAAGGAUCAUCUUGACAUGCCACUGUUCCAAUGUGCAGAGUGUGAAUGGGGUGCAGCAGAUGCCUAUGAGGUCAAAGCGCAUAUGGUCAAGACGCACAACAAUGCAGAUUCGGAUCCGAUUUCAAACCUGGAACUUAAUCCAGAUCAUGUUCAGCAGCGAUUUUCCGAGUGCUUUCCAUCAAGGAAAAUGAAGGUCCCAGGCACUUUUGACAAGCGAAAAGAGUCGACGAUGAUCAACGAUGAGACCAAGGUCACAUGUCAGGAGUGCUAUCAAGAGAUGAAAACUGAAGAUCGACAGAUCCACGUGUAUCGACAUCAUCUCAAGGAGCCCCGUCUUUAUGAAUGCCCGCUGUGCGAUUUCUCUCAUCAUGCCUGUUCUAGCGAUGUACGGGCUCAUAUCAAGUUUACGCAUCGUGACAAUGCAGAUGUCAUGCCAAGAGCGAAUUUGCUGCAGUACUCGCAACAAAUUGCUGAGUGGAAUGACCGCUGCUUCCCAGGCUGGAUCAAUCGGAAAUUACCAGCUAGCGUCAUGGAGGACUUCAAUAGAUGUCGUCUUUGUGACGAAGACGUAAGGCAGACAUCAAGGCACAUUGCCGAAGCGCAUUUGAUGAUUCAGCUGCAUCAAUGUCCAUUGUGUGAAUACGGUGCCCCAGAAUCUCGUCUUGUUAAACGACAUCUUCGGAAUAAUCACGAUGAAUCGGUUGCUUGUUCAAAAGUUGGUUUUCAAGAUGAUGGACGACGAACGAAAUGCCGAUUGUGUUUGUCAACGAUAAGCCGUAAACGACGCCUGACGCACACUUUAGAAAGGCACAUGAGCAUGCCAUCAUAUGGGUGCUCUGCAUGCCAGUUCACGCACAAUUUUGACGAGUCGGCUGUGGCAAAUCAUAUAAAGCUGACUCAUGCGAAGCGAGCAAAUACCAAGGUACUUUGCCUAUUAUCACAAUUCGAAACGGAACUUCGUGAACGUGGCCAGCAAUGCUUUCCAGACUGGGUGAUAGAGUCGAGUUACUUUGAAUAG